AUGGAUGGUACUAUAGAUGAAUUAAAAGGUUUUGAAAAUCAUGUUGCAACUAUUGCUGGUUAUUGGCUUGAUAUGUUAUAUUCACAUGCAAAAGAUAUAUCAGAUAAAGAAUUAUUUAAAUUAAUAUCAGAACGAAGAACUAUGUCAAGGAUGUUAUCAGAUUAUGGAGAACAAAAAUCAACAUCAAUUUCGACAGCUAAAAGACUUGCUGAAUUUCUUGGUGAAGAUAUUAUUAAAGAUAAAGGUCUUUAUUGUCGUUUUGUUAUAGCUAAUGUACCACGUGAUGCACCUAUUACUGAACGUACUAUUCCAUUAGCUAUAUUUCAAUGA
Molecule: messenger RNA, 330 nt
Organism: Rotaria sordida
Lineage: Eukaryota; Metazoa; Rotifera; Eurotatoria; Philodinida; Philodinidae
Source: the annotation of a GenBank genome assembly